GACAGACACACAGCCGGGCUGACGACGCCCCAGCAGACGACACACUGUCGGACGCAGCAGACGACGCGUCGCGUGGUGGCGUCACGGCGUCACGGCCUUCUGGAAUCGAACCGCCCUCCGCGCUGCCGUGCGUCGCCGCGUUCAAGUAGUCGAAUGGGUUGCCCGGCGGCCGAGCCGAGCCAGCCCAGCUAGCGGACAGCUAGCGGACAGCGCGCGCGACGACCGGGACGUGUUCGUGCGUGAGUGCUUUCGUCAACUGCUGCCAACUGCAGGACAACACACCGGUGCGCAGCAUCCACCUCGACAGUGUCCAUGACGAGGAGCGGCGCGCACGGCGCGCACGGAGUGACAGCCUCUGGCCUGCCAGGCCUGCCAACCAGCAGCGUCAUCGUCGCCACGGCGGCAGUCUCGGCCGCGGUCUCGCCGGCCGACGCUUCAGACAUGGACACCCACAUGCAGUUCCCCAGCCUGGCGCUCCGCUCCCCCGGCUCCGACCACGGCAACGCCAUCGACUACACCAAGGACGAGGACACGACGUCCCCUGCGUGGUCGUCCGCUCCAUGGGCCACUUCGCCCGGGUCCCCGGGGCCGAGCGCCGGCCUGUCCGGCGGCCUCUCCGGCGGCCUCUCCGGCGGCGUCCUGGUGCUGGGCAACCAGGGCCUCGGGCAGGGCCUCGGGCAGGGCCUCGGCCCGGACUUCAGACUCGUCCGCGGCGGCGCGUCCCUGGCCGAGUCCAUGGAGGGCCUGGGGCCGGCUGACGGGGACCUGGCGGACCCGCCGGAGAGUCCAGACACAGACGGCGACGUGGCCAUGUCGGUGGGGCCGGGCGUGGCGGCGGGCAGUGUGCAGGCCACCCUUCAGGCGUCGCUAGCGUCGCUGGGCAGCGCGGCGGGCGGCGUCAUGAACCAGCACUGCUCCAUCUGCGGGGACCGCGCCACCGGCAAGCACUACGGCGCCGCGUCCUGCGACGGCUGCAAGGGCUUCUUCCGCCGCUCCGUGCGCAAGAACCACGUGUACACGUGCAGAUUCAGCCGGACGUGUGUGGUGGACAAGGACAAGAGAAACCAGUGCAGAUACUGCCGGCUACGGAAAUGCUUCAAAGCUGGAAUGAAAAAAGAAGCCGUCCAAAAUGAGAGAGAUCGCAUCUCGUGUCGCCGAACUAGCUACGAGGAGCAGUCCAAUAACAGCAGUCUGUCUGUCCCUUCCCUCCUCAACGCGGAAAUGCUGUCAAGGCAAGUCGGGGCUGCCCUGGAGGCCAACGAUUGCGACCUGUCCAACAAGCAGGUGGCCAACAUCAAUGACGUGUGCGAGUCGAUGAAACAGCAGCUUCUGUUCCUCGUGGAGUGGGCCAAGUUCAUCCCCGCCUUCACCGAGCUGUCGCUGGACGACCAGGUGGCGCUGCUUCGCGCGCACGCGGGAGAGCACCUGCUGCUGGGGCUGGCCCGCCGCUCCCUGCACCUCACCGACGUGCUGCUGCUCGGCAACAACUGCAUCGUGCCGCGCUACUCGGCCGACUCGUCCGUGCCGCCCGACCUGGACAUCUCCCGCGUCGGCACGCGCGUCAUGGACGAGCUGGUGCGCCCCCUGCGCGAGGUGCAGAUCGACGACUCGGAGUUCGCCUGCCUCAAGGCCAUCGUCUUCUUCGACCCCAACGCGGCCGGCCUGAACGAGCCCCAGCGCGUCAAGUCGCUGCGGUACCAGGUGCAGAUGAACCUGGAGGACUACAUCAGCGACCGGCAGUACGACCCCCGCGGCCGCUUCGGCGAGAUCCUGCUGACGCUGCCGGCCCUGCAGAGCAUCACCUGGCAGAUGAUCGAGCAGAUCCAGUUCGCCAAGCUGUUCGGCGUCGCCAGGAUCGACUCCCUGCUGCAGGAGAUGCUGCUUGGAGUGGCUGUCUACGUUGUCGCAGGCGCCUCGGCGGAGACCGUGGCGACCGGCUCGGCGGCCUCCAGCACGACGCCGGCGACGGCCGUGGCCACGGACUCGGUGGCCAGCGCCAGCAACGGCACGGACACGCCGGGGCGCCACCCUGCCGCCAGCUACCCGGGCAGUCCGGGCAGCCCGGCCAGCCCGACGGGCACCCCGAGUCCCGGACACCCUGCCACCAACGGGCACCGCUCCCCCGUCGACCUCCACCCCGAGCUGUACCCGCUGGCCUUCAAGCAGGAGCCGGAGUCCACCUUCUAGGGGAGCCCGGCCAUCCUUGUGUGCGGCGUGUCAAUCCUAGGUCUAAGUUCGACGUGUUUCGGCCAGGGCGCCCAGCGCCCAUCGCCGAAGUACGCCCAGUCCUCGGCGUCGCGGCUUGAGGACCAGCCAACAAGCUGGACGGACAAUUAAAUUAAUAGUGUGUAAAUGAAGUUGUAAUUCGUUUUCAAUUGAAGGGGAAACGUUGCGCUGGUUCCAGAGUGGUGGACCUCGAGCCAUCUCCCGUCAUCCAUGUAGAAAUUAUUUUCUUACUGGGAGUGAGCAGCUCGCGAUGUCUUCCAAUAGCAAAUGUUAUUGAGCAGGUCUCCAUGAUGAAUUGUUUGUACAUAAAUUAAAGGAGUAUAGUUCGUUAAAAAGCCGUGAAUGAACUGUGGGGGCGGCACCGAUAGUCUCAAGGGAAAGGCGAAAAUAUGGACUGUCCUUUUCUCAAAAUAAUUGUUUUUGAUAAAACUGUACCUCUUGAUUAUAUUCCCUUCACUUGAACUCUGAAGGAUGCAGGUGACAGUGUGCCAAAAUAAUCAUUGUAAAUCAGUGACCAGUCUGUAAACGCUCUCUGAAUGAGUCAUUAAUAAUAUUUUUCUACUACAAUUGUGAAUGUGGGUAAGCUUUUUGGCUUGCAAAGUUUCUGCAUCAUCAUUGUGCUUGAUGGUGUUGCUGUCAGUUUUGUUUGCUCAGCAUUUUCGCAUUUCUACUUUUUAGUGGAAACCCUUUUGUUUGCUCAAUUAAUUCUAAUGCCACUGGCUCUGUCAAAUGAAUCCCACUGUAAGUUUGAUAGACUCGGUUACAUUGUAAGAUUUUGCCUGCCAAAUAACAGGGUACUUUUAAAACAUUCCAAAGAAACAAGGUCAUACUCGGUCCCGAAAAGUGUAACAAAAUGUAUUCUAUUUUUGUUUAGUUUUUGUUUUGCUCAACGUAUUGUAAGGCUUUGGCAGCGGGGAGUUGCUGAUCUCCAGCUAGCCAAAGGUUGUGGCUCUUAGCCAAUUAGCGCAGGAAAAGGAUGGAAAGUGUGUAUUGAAUAAUUGAAAUAAAUAGGUGUGUUAAUAAAA
Messenger RNA from Thrips palmi, 3251 nucleotides. RefSeq names its product hepatocyte nuclear factor 4-gamma (gene Hnf4). The transcript is spliced from 10 exons. The record is from RefSeq and is a predicted model, not a curated record. NCBI's taxonomy places the organism in Eukaryota, Metazoa, Arthropoda, Insecta, Thysanoptera, Thripidae. The coding region runs from base 313 to 2187 and encodes 624 amino acids. Gene Ontology annotation, biological process: anatomical structure development; regulation of transcription by RNA polymerase II; cell differentiation. Gene Ontology annotation, cellular component: nucleus. Gene Ontology annotation, molecular function: nuclear receptor activity; zinc ion binding; nuclear steroid receptor activity.